This is a messenger RNA of Fibroporia radiculosa, 621 nucleotides long. RefSeq lists its product as uncharacterized. The transcript has a single exon. Bases 1 to 621 code for a protein of 206 amino acids. The record is from RefSeq and is a predicted model, not a curated record. NCBI's taxonomy places the organism in Eukaryota, Fungi, Basidiomycota, Agaricomycetes, Polyporales, Fibroporiaceae.
AUGAGGAUAGAAGCCUACGCCACAGUACUGGAUAGGAACCCAAUCAUUCUAGGGCUUUCAUGGUUCAAAUGUUUCAACCCAGCCAUUGACUGGAUCAUUGGAAAGAUGCGCUUUUGUUGGGAUCAACUUCUACGAGCAAUCAAGACCCUUGCUAGUAAUAUCCCAGAAUACCUAAAUGCCUUCCUCUCUGUAUUCAACAAAAGCACAGCAGAACAAUUACCAGAAUGGAAACCCUGGGAUCAUGCAAUUGAUUUGGAAGCCAACUUCAAACCCCAACAGGGAAAGGUUUAUCCAUUAUCACUGGCAAAACUCAAAGAGUUAGACACCUUCAUCAAAGAAAACCUGUGGAAAGGAUAUAUUCGUCUAUCAAAGUCUCCUAUGGCAUCCCCAUUCUUCUUUGUCAAUAAGAAAUCAGGAGAUCUGCGACUAUAUCAGGACUACCGGAAACUCAAUGACACCACCAUCAAGAACACCUACCCAAUCCCAAGAGUAGGAGAUCUAUUGGAUUGUGUUGCCUCUGCCAAGUCAACUAUGUUUACCAAACUUGAUUUGCGCACAGGAUACAACAAUGUAUGGAUCAAAGAAGGUGAUGAAUGGAAAAGAGCUUUCAUUACUCCAUGA